UAGUAGAGAAGAUAGUUUUGAGACUUUCUCGUUUAGAUAACCAGUGGCAACCGGGAUUGCAGUAGAGCAGCAUCAAAAGGUUACAUCGACUUUGUUGCCUUAUUGUAAAAAAAAAAAAAACUGUGUUGCCAUUUUGAUUCCGCAAGGUUGAAGGCAAAGGGCUUGGGUAUUGAUUGUUUACCCUCUAGUGGGCUAUCAAGCCCACCCAAAAUUUAACAAGAACAGAGUUGUUAAUAAAGGCCCAGCAGGUUCUCACACACUGUAGGGCAUGGUUGGCAUGCAGGUGGCAUGCCACCCGGUUGAAUCUGGUUCAACCUGUGCCGGUCAUGAAACCGGUAUGACACCACCGGUAUGAUCGACUUAACCAUUCUAAGUAAAAUGACAUCAUUUUAAUGAAUUUAAUGAAUAAAAAAAUAAUUUUUUAUUCAUUUUAUGAAUGUAAUAGUUAAAAGUUGAUGAUAUUUGUUGGAUUGUAACUAAAUUGUCACUACGGUAUAAACCGGUUUGACAACCUUGCUGGAGACUUUUUUUUAGCUCCCUUUAGAUUAACGUAGCACCUAGCUUCUCUUUUAUAUUCCUUUGAUCCUUUCUUCACUUUCCAAUUCUUCCCUUCCAACGAUGUGGUACAAAAUCCGCAUCAUGCUAAACUUAUGAGACUGGCCAGCCAGGCCAUGUAUUGUCGAUGGCAAAGGAUAGAUAGUCAAUUGUCAACGGCUGCUUCUCGUAGAUAGAGAUAGGAAGGAAGAGCGAUUGGCUGGCCUUUCUUCAAUUCAAUGGUCAUUUUCAGUUCUUGCUGUUAUUUAAAAUGGCUGACCAAAUGGGACCAUUUGAACAUGGAAUCUCGUGCGCAAUGGAUGAGGUCACAAUCCCAGAAAGCAGCCAAAAGAAAAUCUACCGCCUUGUUGAUGAUGAUGACCUCAUAAUUUUAUGGGUUAGUUGUUUUGGGGCUUUUUUUAAGGGUAUCCAACUGGGUUGUCAGUUAUCAGUCCGAAAACUCACCAUUUUUGUCCAAGAAUUUCUUCUUACUUUCCCCUCAAUCUUUCUUGUACCUGGAAGCUCAAAAAGCAGUGUCUUUUUUUACCUCUAAGGCCAAGGAGUUGCAUCAGCCCUAACUGUUCCGUUUGCAGGUUACAGGUAAAGAAAAGUUUUUAUCUUAAUCCAAUUCAGAAGGUAAUGUUACAGAUGAGAAGGAAGUCAAAUGAGAAAAGCUGGAUUUGUAUCUAUAUGCAUGUGCAAAGGUUGCGGGUUUCCUUACUGUGUGUUGUUUAAUGGGUUGUGCAGAUUUUUGUUAGGAUCGAUGGGGGAGAGCUGCUGUAUGAUUAAGAAUGAUGUUACUGAAUUAAUAGGAAACACUCCGAUGGUAUACUUGAACAAUAUGGUGGAUGGUUGUGGGGCACGAAUUGCGGCCAAGCUUGAGAACAUGGAACCUUGCUCUAGUGUUAAAGACAGGAUUGCACAUAGUAUGAUCAAAGAUGCCGAGGAUAAAGGCCUCAUAACACCAGGGAAGUCGGUGCUAAUUGAGCCUACCAGCGGCAACACGGGCAUUGGAAUGGCAUUCAUAGCAGCAGCAAAAGGUUACAGAGUUAUUCUUGUCAUGCCAUCUUCAAUGAGCAUUGAGAGAAGGAUUGUCCUUUUGGCCCUUGGAGCUGAGGUUGUCCUAACAAAUCCAGCCAAGGGCUUUAAUGGGGUCUUGGAGAAGUCUGAAGAGAUACUAAGCAAGACCCCAAAUGGUUACAUGCUUAGGCAAUUCGAGAAUCCUGCAAAUCCAAAGAUCCAUUACGAAACUACUGGACCGGAGAUUUGGAGGGAUUCGGCGGGUAAAGUUGAUGCAUUGGUUUCUGGUAUAGGGACUGGAGGUACUGUGACUGGAGCUGGCCAGUUCCUCAAGGAGAAAAACCCAGAUAUCAAGGUAUAUGGUAUAGAGCCGGUGGAAAGUCCUGUCUUGAAUGGAGGAAAGGCUGCUCAACAUAAGAUCCAAGGAAUUGGUGCUGGGAUCAUCCCUCCAGUACUGAAUCAGGAUUUGCUUGAUGAAGUCGUUACGGUGUCAAGUGAAGAAGCCAUCGAAACAGCCAAGCUGCUGGCUUUGAAAGAAGGGUUGCUGGUUGGGAUAUCAUCAGGUGCUGCAGCUGCUGCUGCAAUCAAGCUGGGGAAGAGGCCUGAAAACAGCGGCAAACUCAUUGUUGCAAUCUUCCCUAGUGCUGGCGAGCGGUACCUGUCUACUGCACUAUUUGAAUCCAUUAGGAGUGAAGCAGAAAAGAUGACCAUACAGGACUGAAACUGGCUGCUUCAAGUUUGGAAGAAGUUUCCCACUCUUUUGCCUUUUAUCUUUCUUGGACUGGGGAAGCCAGAAGGGAAAGAAAGGAAUGCAAGAAAGUUGGUUGUGAAGAUCUGGUGAAAGUUGGAAGUAAAUUGUUCAGCUACUGCUUUGUGGUAAUUGUUCUUUCUCACAAUAAACUCCAUUGAGGAAUCUGGACAAGGAAUCUCAUAUUGAAUCAAUGAAGUUGUAAUCCUAUAAGGAGGGGGAAAAAAGGCUAUUAUAUAUGUGUGUUCCUGCAGGUUCUUGUUCUUCUCCUGAUUGCAGUUAAUAGGAGACGGUUCCCAUUGUUACCUGGACAUUGUAGAAGAAAAGAGGGAAAACAUUGCUGGAAAUGGAUCCUUACGCCUUAUAGUUUGAGAAAUGUAACUUUCUCAUAAUACAUCAUUCGAAAAUUAGGGGUGUUUUGGAAGUUGAGAUUCUUCAAAUAUGUGAUGAAUACAUCUAUUGUCAAUACAAAGAUUGUAAGAAU
Linum trigynum is the source of this 2786-nucleotide messenger RNA. NCBI's taxonomy places the organism in Eukaryota, Viridiplantae, Streptophyta, Magnoliopsida, Malpighiales, Linaceae. The record is from the annotation of a GenBank genome assembly.